This is a messenger RNA of Aspergillus bombycis, 3267 nucleotides long. RefSeq names its product C6 transcription factor. Gene Ontology annotation, biological process: aromatic amino acid catabolic process; positive regulation of transcription by RNA polymerase II. Bases 1 to 3267 code for a protein of 1088 amino acids. The transcript is spliced from 6 exons. Gene Ontology annotation, cellular component: nucleus. Gene Ontology annotation, molecular function: zinc ion binding; catalytic activity; DNA-binding transcription factor activity, RNA polymerase II-specific. The record is from RefSeq and is a predicted model, not a curated record. NCBI's taxonomy places the organism in Eukaryota, Fungi, Ascomycota, Eurotiomycetes, Eurotiales, Aspergillaceae.
AUGCCUCCCAGCAACCAGGCCAGAGCACCUGUUGGCCGCGGGAAGACGUAUAAACGCGGUUAUGUGGCUUGUGUGAGCUGCCGCGCUCGCAAGGUCCGAUGUAUUCUAGGUGAUGAGCCGCCGUGUGCUAAGUGCGAGCGGGAACAUCGCGAAUGUGUGUUUGAGACGAGCCGAAAGGUGGGGAAACACCGACAAGCUCCAAGGUGGUCACUGUCACAAAAUUAUGUUCCAGAGAGCUCGCAUGGCCAGAGCGUCCAGGAGCGACCAUCGGACACUUGCCAACAGGACGCCAAUAGGACACCAAGGGUGAUAUCGAGCACCGGAUCUGAACCAGACCCACUUCAGGUAACAGAUUCUGACACUCAUGGUAACCCAUCCUUGUCUGGUCGAGUAAUGGCGACAAUUUUGGCUCGACCUAGAGAUGCGUUGGAUGUGCUUUUCGAUGCUGCUCGGCCCGAUGUAGGUGAAUCGCCAUCCUCCCAGACAAGGGAGCAGGGGGGACCGGCCAGAAGCAAAACCCAAAUGGCUGUCUCUGCAAGCGGGCUAGUUUCAGUCUCCGGUCUAUCACACCCUAGCGAAUCUGUCCUUGACCUGUGGGACAGGUGUCGAUUUGUACGGCAAGGAUGGUUCACGGCGCAAGAAGCCGUAACGUACCUAGACUUGUUCUAUAAAUAUCUGGCACCUCUUUCUCCUGUUCCUACAGUUGCAUAUUAUGAUCAUAAAAACCAUGAGCAGUUGAUAGUUGAGGAACCCAUGCUCUGUUGCACUAUAUUAAUGAUAGCUUCACGGUAUUUCGUCUUACCGGGAGCUGGUGGGAUCUCUCGGAGCCAUUUUAUUCAUCACCGGUUAUGGCAGUACUGUGAACUCCUAAUCCGUCGUAUUAUGUUUGGACAGGAAAAGUACUCCACCGCCAAAACCAGGAUCGUAGGCUCAAUUGAAAGUCUUAUCUUGAUUUCGGACUGGAAUCCAAGGUCCGUUCAUUUCCCACCUGAGACGGAGGGCUGGGAUGGUGAGCUGAUCUCACCAGCAUACGACCGCCGGAACCGACUUCAAACAAGUGAAGACGUUCCCCUUAUUCGAUGGCGUGAGGAUGUGUUUGAGCCUGCAAAGCGAUCGGAACGCAUGUCGUGGAUGCUGCUUGGUGCCGCAGUGACUCUUGGUUACGAACUGGGCGUAUUCGCUGACGGGUACUCCAAUACUCCCCUGUUGGCCAACUCUCAGCAUGUUCGAGUAUAUCGAGCCCGCAAGCUGCUCUACACCUAUGUUACUCAGAUGGCAGUUAGGAUGGGCUGUCCCUCUCCUAUUCUAGACAAUGUACUCUUCGCCCCGGAUCCAUCGCAGGACAAUAUAACGGAACAUAAAAAUAGACAAUGGGAGGUGUAUAUGAAAUCAUGGACCGAAUUGACUCGUCUGAUGAAAACAGCAUCCGCCAUGUUCUUCCAGUCAAUUUCUUAUGUGAAACAGCAGCUAUCCUCUGGCCGCUACAGUACCCUAUUACAACAUUUUGCGCCGUCCUUGGCUCAAUGGCAUGAUGAGUUUAAGAAGUCCACGGAUACACCAAAAGUACUUGGGCCUUUGCUAUUAAUUGAGUAUCAUCACCUCAGAGCGUACACCAGCGCCCUCGCCAUUCAAGCUGUGGUCGAGAGGGCUGUUGUGAGGGGGGUCAGCUGGAUUGGGGAUACCAGCCGUGAAUCUCUCGAUGGAUGUGUUCUGCCUCACGAUCAAGAUUUUAUUCGUGAUGUUAUUCUGAGCAGCAGUAAAGUUCUUCAAAUUGCCACUGAAAUGGCAAUCGACGGAAUGUUACGAUACGCACCACUCCGCACUCUCGUGUGUGUCACCUCUUCAUCAGUCUAUCUCCUCAAGGCCAUAAGUCUUGGGGCGCACCACACUGAUCUACAUGCCUCUCUCCAUACAUUGGAUGAAUGCAUCUCGGCGUUGCGCUCGUCCGGCACAGACGACAUGGACUUUUCACUGCGGUACGCGAGCCUGAUAGAGAAGCACGUCGAUCGGUUUCGGGCAAAUUUCAUCUCUGAGCGUGUUGCGACUAUGAAUCCAGAUCACCGUCGCUAUCACCUACAGACACCAGAGCCCUUAACCUCAACACAGUCGCGGGAGCAGCCCCAUAUGCACAAUGCGACCAGCAAUUACUCAGGCCAGCAGCCUACUGAUGCUUUUGUUACGCCACAGAUGGAUUCAUGGUGGGCCCAGCCGUUUGACCCAAACAUUGCACCUUUCAACUUCAACGGUGAGGGUGUAUCUAUAGGAUUGGAGUUGGAUUCGUUAGAUUUCUUGUUGAAUUUACCACAGACGCAAGACAUACCAGUCACCAUCCCAAGCAGUCGGGGCAAGAUCCCUUCCCUCCAAGCCUCCCGACUCCGAAGCAUGGUUCUCGAAGCCCACAAUGAUCCAAACAAGAUUGUUGCCCAUGUUUGCAGCUAUGACGCUUUGAGUUCCAAGUUGUGCGAAGAAGCAGGAUUCCCUAUCGUCUUUCUUGCGGGAUACGCCAUGGCCUCGGCGUUUGCACUGCCGGACACCGGAUACAUAGCUUUCCAGGAAGUGGCAGCCAAGGUGCAGGAGGUUGUGAGGGCGACUAGUGUGCCUGUGCUUGUCGAUGGUGAUACGGGAUAUGGGGGACCUAUGAAUGUGCGAAGGACAGUUGAGGGGUUUGCACGAGCUGGUGCUGCAGGAAUUAUGAUUGAAGAUCAGACAUGGCCAAAACGCUGCGGCCACACAAAAGGCAAAGCCGUCGUCUCCCGAAGCGAGGCAUACGCCCGCUGGCGCGCAGCCGUCGACGCCCGGAACGAAGGCCUCGAUAUUUGGAUCAUGGCGCGAACUGAUAGUCUCAUCCACGGCUACGACGAAGCAUUAGCAAGAGCUCGGGAGGCUAUCAAGAUUGGCGUUGACUGUGUCUUCGUCGAAGCCCUCCCCGACCGUGAAACAAUGUUGCGUCUACGAAAGGACCUUGACUUCCCUGUCUUUGCAAACAUCAUCGAAGGUGGGAAGACAGAGAAUCUGUCGGCUAAGGACUUGGCCGAGCUGGGAUACUCUGCCGUUGCGUAUCCCUGGACGUUGGUGGCGGCUAAAUUGAAGAGUAUUCGGGAGACACUUGAGGCCAUCAAGGGGUCAUUUAUGGUGGGUAAACCGCCUACAGUUUUGUCGUAUGAAGAGGUUUGUGAAGGUGUGGGGUUCAAUAGGUACUACGAGAUGGAGGAGAAGUAUCAGUAUGAUGGCUCGGCGACUGGAAGUAAUGGAUACCAGUGGGCUUGA